Messenger RNA from Laccaria bicolor S238N-H82, 3093 nucleotides. RefSeq lists its product as uncharacterized. NCBI's taxonomy places the organism in Eukaryota, Fungi, Basidiomycota, Agaricomycetes, Agaricales, Hydnangiaceae. The record is from RefSeq and is a predicted model, not a curated record. Gene Ontology annotation, biological process: regulation of transcription by RNA polymerase II. The transcript has 7 exons. The coding region runs from base 1 to 2952 and encodes 983 amino acids. Gene Ontology annotation, cellular component: piccolo histone acetyltransferase complex.
AUGCCCCGCAACCAUCCUCCGGGCGCCUCGACCCUCAGAAAUCGCAACCGGAUUACAAACAAAAGCCGACUCAAAAUCCUCUUUGGCAACAUUGAGGGUGAUGCCUUGCUCAUCCCGGACGAGGACGAGGAGAAACACCGUCUCACCAAUUUGGUUGCCGGCGUCGAUGCUGAGGACGCCAAUGAACAUCAUUUGCAGGAGGUUCUGUCGGCGACGCAGCAGCAUGGGCCUUCAAGACCGACGCGAGGUGCUGCAGCGAGCCAAGCGCCUGCUUUUAUCCCAACUCCAGAUUCGACCGGAAUCGUCGACAACUACGAAGAGCUGUACCCUUCCACCCGGUGGAAGGAUCCCACGACUUACGUAUGUACAUCCCAGAUUGUGGAGGAAGCCAUUACGAACGGUCUCGCGAACGGUUUUACGUACUACAUUGAUGAGCGGGACAAAGAAUGGCUUGAUAAGAAUAACGAGGAGGCUCGUGGUGAGGGCACCAGCGCUCAAGGCGCAAUAUCUACUUCCUCCACAAGGACUUCUGCUCGAAGUGCAAAGGUCAAGGGCAAGGAGCCCGAAUCCUCCCUGCCUAUAGUGAUAUCGGAGGAUGAGUUCGAACUAGUCAUGGGAUUGUUCGAGAAGGUGACGCAUGAAAGGACAGAGUUUCUACAUCAUAGUUUCGACGUGGGAAUGGCGUUCCCCGCAUUUUCAGAUUAUCAGGAUGCCUUUGCUUCUCCGUUGACAUCAGCGACUUUUGCAACUUACAUUGUACCCGCGUGGAUACCUCCGCCGGCGACGCUCCUUCGGAUAGCACGCGCUAUUUAUCCUUACUGGAAGGAGCGUCGUACUGAACGAGAGGGUCACAGAAUAAUCCCUACCCUCAACGCUGACGAAUCGGAUACAGCCAAUGAGUCAUACAUCUGCUUUCGGCGACGAGAAAUAAAGGCUGUCCGAAAGACUCGAGCUUCUCAGGCAACGUCGUCUGACAAGCUCGCUCGGCUACAUGCAGAGCUUUCUUAUCCUCUUGAAAUGGCAAAGGCUAUUCUCACCCGAGAAAAUCGAAAGAGAGAAUGUGCCCACCAAGCGCAGGCGGUUUGGGAGAAAAGACUUGCCUUUGUCGAUCUCAAACGCAGGUUCCCUGCAUUUGUCGACAAGGCCGACGAUGAGCUUCUGAUUGACAAGGAAAAACCAGGGAAGAAACCUGAUGCAUCUCGCGUAACUGGCCUCAAAAUUGGAGUAAACGAUCUUGGCAUCCCUCUAAUUCGUCCAGAAAUAUCAAUCAAGCCCAAGGAACGCCUAUCUGCGAUCUCCCACCAAAUAGAGACUAUCCUUGCCCGACAACGAGACAUAGAUCAUCAGUGGGAGGAUUGCGUCGAUGACCCCUACCAGCCUCCACAGGUUCCUUAUGCUUCACGGUUGUUCAAAUACAUACCUCCUCCGAACACUCCGUCUUGGCCCUCUAAUCCUGCCUCAGAUGCUCAAAGCCAAAAACCCAGACGAGGUCAUGCACUUCGAAUACGUUACGGCCGCGGCGGUAGAGUACAUAUUGAUCGCAGAAACUUAUCUGCCCGGCCAAUUACCUACAGAGCACGCCCACCUUCCCCCUUCAAUUCAAAUGAUGGGAUGGUCAUUGACGACGACGGAGCUGAGCUCGAAGCAAGAAGGCGUUUGGAAGAGCAAUGGAAGUUCGACGCAGAUGACAUGCCAGCUGUUGGUCCAGAAGGCUCCGAUGAGCAGGAUAGAGUUUUGGUCGAUGAUUAUGACUUAAAGUAUCUGAAGUACAGGAUGUCCCUAUUUUCCGAUAUCGAUCACCACCAUCACAUCGUCACCGAUCCGUCUUUGCUCAUACAAAACGCUGAGGGUCGUCAACAGAUGAUAUUGCCGUUCAGAUUAGGCAUGCCGCCGUUUAUGCGACGAGAUGCGCAAGGAGCCACGCGUGCGUGUCCACCUGGGACGUCCCCUACUCAUCCUCUAGCGAUGGUACCAGUUGGCACCCCAAUAUCGAUGCAGCACCACAUCAGAAAGAUGCCUCCGCCUAGCUCUAUCCCACAAAUGCGCAUCUCAUCCAAUGGCGGAAUGCGCCCUUCUGUGAUCCCUGUAUCAAACCUGCAGACAAAUGGCUUACCAACCGUCAUUUCACCCCCUCAUUCUCUUCCCAUUCCCAGUCCUCAUCAACCAAGCCCCAACGGUACUAGUGGGAUGGCCCGUCCUGCCAUUUCUAUGCCACACGUGGACCUAGUGAAACCCGAUUUGACUCAAAUUGGGAGCGUUGCUCUGCAACAGUCAGACAGUGGGAAUCCAGCUCUGGACGGCGACACACCUUCACGUCCGAAGUCUCAGAAUCAGCAACAAAUGGUGUCUACCAAUGGAUUCCAUUUGACGCCUAUGACGCCCAUUGCGGCAGCAGCCCUUGCAAACACGACUCAAGCAACCGGACAAAGGAGCCUCAGUUUGCAGCAGGUUCAAGAAUUGAAGUCAGCGUUUGCUAACCUGCCGACAACGGAUUUUACACCCGCCAACGGCCGAACUUAUAUGCAGAUACCCAAUGGCAACCACAUGGGUGUGCAGAUGCCUAUUGGCAACAGCAUGAACUCAAAGUUAUCACCUGCAAAGCAAAUGCAGUGGUCAAUGGGAACAGCGUUACAGAGGACGCCGACGGCCAUGAAUGUGGUGGACGCUCAAGCGCUCAAUGGAUCUACUCUCAAUGCUGGCCACGCACAAGUACCCGUGCGCCCCCCAUCGAUGAACGGACCUCGGCCAAUGGUUCGGAAUGGUGUCCAACACAUCAACGGGCACAUGCCAUCUUCUCCUCUUCAGGCUUCCCCCUCACCUGCCUACCCCGCUGUCUUAUCACUACAAGCCAACGACCCCUUGUUUCACUCUUUGCCCCACCCGCCAAUGACGCCAGCAUCGUCCACUCUGCAAAACCAACAGGCUGUAGGAGGCACACAGAGCGGUUACUAAGUAGCUCCAACUCACAUCACCCGCGAUUCAGAUGACUCUUCUACCAGCUUAUAUCUGUCGCAUGACAUUUUCUCUUCCAUUCUCAUUUUAGUCUUUUUUCAAUCUUUGCCCUUGUGUGUAUUUUUCUGUGAUAUCAAGAGC